AUGAGAGCACCCGCAUAUAAGGACCGGAUAUUAUUCCAGUUAGAGACGGUGAAUUCGGCAGAUCUGAAGGAUCCGGUGGUUCCGGCGGAGUGUUCAAGGUUUUUUGAUGAAGGAACAUGGGUAGCAGAUCUGAAGGAUUCGUCGACAGAAGGUGAAUCGGACGACGGAAAGUGA
Molecule: messenger RNA, 174 nt
Organism: Arabis nemorensis
Lineage: Eukaryota; Viridiplantae; Streptophyta; Magnoliopsida; Brassicales; Brassicaceae
Source: the annotation of a GenBank genome assembly